Nasonia vitripennis (jewel wasp) is the source of this 8332-nucleotide messenger RNA. It is a transcript of the gene fra, whose product is annotated as netrin receptor DCC. The record is from RefSeq and is a predicted model, not a curated record. Bases 759 to 5261 code for a protein of 1500 amino acids. The transcript has 24 exons. NCBI's taxonomy places the organism in Eukaryota, Metazoa, Arthropoda, Insecta, Hymenoptera, Pteromalidae. Gene Ontology annotation, molecular function: protein binding. Gene Ontology annotation, biological process: cell-cell adhesion. Gene Ontology annotation, cellular component: membrane.
CAGCAGCACCACACUGCAGCACAGCGACAGCAUCAGCCGCGGCGGCAUAGCGUUUCAGACGGUCGUGCGACUCAAGACAAUGCGGAGGCGGUGGUAGAGUGUGUGAAGACGCGCGUCGCGGCCGUGUGUGUAUAACGCUGUACUCGUAUACGAGAACUCGAUCCCGCUGUGCAGUUGCUGCCUCGUUUUCUACUUUUCCAUAUACUUAAACCUCCGAUUAAACACGCGUAGCUAACGCUAUAUAAUGGGCGAAAGGAUCGCAUCCACGGCCAAAGGAUAAAAGGAAAGAAAGUAUAGCGCAACGCGCCGAGUGAAGCCAGCAUCGGAGCGCUGUGUAUAUAUACCUAUAUACCUACAGUCAGUGUCGGAAGAAACGCUGCUCCAGAGAGAGAGAGAGAGAGAGAGAGAGAGUGAAAAAAAUGACGUUCUCGCUGAUGAUGGCAGCCACCGCGAGUGGAACGCGCGAGUCUUCCGCAAAGUCCUGAGGACCUCGGCUCCGAGAGUCGUAUACGCGAUCUGUGGGUAUAUUGUAAAUACACAGAGAGAGAGAGAGAGAGACGAGUGACUGUGCAUACACAGGGAUUUUUUUCGCUCGCCGGUGCACAAAGGAAUACAAGAGAUACACGAGAGAUCAGUGCGCGCGGAGUUGUGUGAGGUAGAUAGUGCUCGAUUGAUGGGGAGCGAAUGAGAGUAGAAGGAGGCUCGCGAGAACAGCGCCGCCGGAUUAUCACCAGGACGACGAGGCUGCCGCUGCAGCGAUGGAACAGCCGACACGCCGCCUCCGGCUCCUCGCCCUGCUCCUGCUGACGAUCGCUGCACAGCUAGCUCGCGCUGGUGCGCCUGGUCUGCAGUUCAGCCAUGAGCCGGAGGACCUCGUGCUGGAGCUUGGAAAAUCCGCAAGGCUUGAUUGCGAGGCCAAAAUCGAGGCGACACCUGGUGGACUCUUGCAGGAUCUGCCUGUGAUUACCUGGAGGACCGAGGAUGGACAGCCCAUCAACUUUAUUGGGGAUAAGUAUCGGAGCCAGCUGGAGAACGGCUCACUGUACAUCAGCGCGGCGAACCAGGAGUCGAUAGGCAGCUACCAGUGUGUCGCCUCCAUCGAGAACGUCGGGGCCAUCGCUUCCAGGACUGCCGUUGUUAAACUCGCCAGUUUGCCGGGUUUCGAUCGAGAGCCGCAGGACACGAUGGUCUACCCUGGGCAAAUAGCCUAUUUGAGCUGCAAAUUAGCCACCAGCGACCAGGUGAAUAUACAGUGGCUCAAGGACGAGCAGCCGCUGCUCCUGGACGAGAGCCGGAUGACUAUCCUACCGUCAGGAGCUCUGGAAAUCGACGAAGUCCUCCCCGGAGACGUGGGCUCCUAUCGGUGCAACGCCAGCGGCUUCGGACAGUACAGGCUCAGCACCAAGGCCCAGCUCGCCCUGCAGACCAGCGAUAUCGGCGAGGGCGAGAGUAUGCCGGUGUUCGUGGCGAAGCCCUUCAAUCAGGUCGCCAUCGAGAAGUCGACGAUCACGCUGGAGUGCGCGGCGAACGGCAACCCCAAGCCCGAGGUCUACUGGCUGAAGGACGGCACGUCCAUCGACCUCGCUUCCCUGGACUCCAGAUACCAGACAGUCGCGGCUUCCAGCCUGAUGAUCAAAGACGUGACGGAGGAGGACAACGGCUCUUACCAGUGCCGAGCCAAGAACGACAUAGACACCCUCGACGCGGUAGCCGAAGUCGUCGUUCAAGUGCCGCCACGUUUCAUCAAGCGACCGCAGGACAAGGAGGCCAGCGAACACCAGGAGCUGGAAUUCGAGUGCGAGAUCUACGGGAAACCACCGCCCUUGAUAACCUGGCUCAAGAACGGCGAGGUUAUCAAGCUCAGCAAUUACUGGCAGCUCACCAACGGAUACAAUCUCAAGAUAAACGGCCUGCUGAACAUAGACGCGGGGAUCUUUCAGUGCAUGGGCACGAACCCGGCCGGUAGCGUGCAAGCUUCGGCUCGUCUCACCAUUCAUCAGCCUAAAAAAGAGCGCAAGGGUCCAGGACGGCACCGAUCGGCGAACGGCAAGCCCGUCUGCAAGAAGCGCUUGUCGCACAAGGUGCUCUCGAACAGCACGUGGCAGCACCCGAGCACUUUGCUCGGGCACACAUCGUCGGCUUACACGCCGAAUCCACCCUUGUCGAUCAGUCCCUCGGACGAUCCGGCCGAUUUGCUCAGCGGACCCUUCGCUCGUCUGCCUGUCUCUUCGUUCAAGGAUGACGAGUUACCCUACGAUCCUCCCUACGAUCCCGUCGCUGCUGCUGCUGUUUCAGAUUCUCUGGAUGGAUCGGGAGGCUUGGGCGAGGCUGGCACUCUACCCUUGGCUCCGAGGAAUUUGAGCAUCGGACUGGUCAACAGCAGAUUCGUCGCGCUCAGAUGGCAGGAGCCCGAGAUCACCAGUGGCGAGAUCUCCAACUAUCUGAUUUACUACAAGCAAGAGGGAUUCGAGAGGGAGAGAAUAGAGCGCACGCCUCGCGAGGAGACGACGGUGACGAUUAGCGGACUGCAGCCGGGCACGACCUAUCUGUUCCGCGCCGUCGCCAAUGUCUCCAAUGUGCUCAGCGCCUCCAGCAAGGUCUUGGAGCUGACUACUGAAUCUGAGCCGAACGUACCGAGUCAUCCAUUGAAUCUCCGGGGAUGGCCGACGAGCAGUCAGAGCAUAAUGCUGAGUUGGGAGGAACCCACCACGACUAAUGGCCGGAUCUCGGGUUACCUCAUCACGUAUGCCGAGGGAGACUACGAGGAACUGAAUAGGAACACGACUAAUACGUCGUACGAGCUGACCGGACUCAAGCCUUACAGGGAGUACAACAUUUGGGUGCAGGCUAUUAAUGAUAAUGGACCGGGAGCCUCGACCAGCGAGAUCAGGGUCAGAACUUUCGGUGACGUGCCCAGUAAUCCGCCGAACGUCACCAUCGAAGCAGGUGGAGCUACGAGCAUCGUAAUCCGCUGGGAACCACCGUCCGAGGGUCAAAACGGCAUCAUCACCGGCUACAAGAUCCGUUACCGACCCACGGAUCGUCGAAUACAUUCCUCGCUCAUAACCACCGACGGCAACGCGCGCUAUUAUGUCCUCAACAGACUGCAAAAGAAUAUCUCCUAUCAGGUGCGAGUCUGUGCUUUCAAUGUCAACGGUACCGGACCCACAGGAUGUUCCGAAUGGCAAGAGGUCGAGACAUACGAGAAUGACUUGUCGGAGAGCGACGUGCCGAGUGCGCCUACUAAUCUGAAAACCAACCCCAUGUCGGAUUCGAUAGACGUACGGUGGGGACCGCCGAAAAAUCAAAGCAUCAAAGUAAGAGGCUACGUUCUUACUUGGGGUAAAGGCAUUCCCGACGAAUAUAAGAAAGUACUGGAUGGCAAGCAACGUUAUUAUCAAAUUGAUAAUUUGGAGCCCAAUUCCGACUACGUAAUAACGUUGAGAGCAAAGAACGAGGCUGGCGAAGGUUUGCAAGUUUAUGAAAAUGUCAGAACGACUGAAAAAACGUCAGCCGAAAGCGCUGCUCCGUUAACACCUCCAGUUGGUUUGAAAACUGUUGUAAUGUCGUCUAGCACUGUUGUACUACACUGGACAGAUUCGAAAAAUCAACACGUGACGGAUAAUCGUUAUUACAUUGUUCGUUAUACCUCGUACCAUCGCAGCAGCAAUCAGCGAUAUAAGUAUUACAACACGACCGACCUGAAUUGCAUGAUCCACGACUUGAAGCCAAAUACGGAGUAUGAAUUCACCGUGAAGGUUGUAAAAGGUCGACGAGAGUCGCCGUGGAGUAUGGUAGUCAUGAACAAGACGCUGGAGGCAAAACCAAGUUCACCACCUCGGGAUUUGACCGUUCAAAGUAUCGAUGAGUAUCCGAAGUCUGUUCUACUCCGGUGGUUACCGCCUAAAUUGUCGAACGGCGAUAUUAACGGUUAUAUAAUACGGUACACGACGGAUAACAAUAAGGACGAAAGAGACUGGAAAACUGAGGCAUUCGUCGGUGACAAGACGGAAUUUGUUUUGCCGGCUGAACUCCAACCUAGCACAACUUAUUAUUUCAAGAUAGGAGCUCGUAACGCCAAGGGCUAUGGACCUUUCUCUUCAACUGUACCGUAUAGAACUCUGAAAAGUAGCGGCGGAUUAUCACACAUGUUGAUCUACAUAAUUGUCGGAUGCUCGGUUUUGGUUUUGACCGGCGUGUCUGUUGUGUUUGUUUUUGUUUGUUGUCGACGGAGUCCAGAUUCUCCAGAUGGAAAGAAAGGAUAUUUGAAGGAUACAAAUAUAAAAACAAAUAUCAAACCUCCGGAUCUAUGGAUUCAUCAUGAUCAAAUGGAAUUGAAAGCACUGGAAAAGACUUUGGGAAAUGGCGAAGCUUCGACUAGUGCAAUAACGAGUAAUACUUUACCUAGAUCGGGAAAUUCCGAGUACAAUCAAGAGAGUGCUCAUGGAAACUCUGGUUCUUUGGAUAAGCGAACUUAUAUACCAAGUUAUAUGGGCAACAAUGAAGAUAAAUGCUCUACGUUGAGCAGACAACACAGUCGGGGGAGCCAUAAACCUAAACUCAUUACACUUCCAGUUGACAGUGCACCAUUACACCAGCCAAUUGCCACAGCCACACCAAUCGUCAACAGUAGCAUGUCACAACAAACUAUUCAUAGCUCGUGUUCCGACGUGCCGUCCAUACGGCAAAAUUAUCCUCGAAGUGUAGCUCAGUACAGCUUGAGUAGGGCGCAUAUAACACUGGAACCAACACCUGAAUCGAGUCCAGAUUCAUGCAAUUUGACUAGCACAUACGAAGCGCUUCAGACCCAGCUGUACACCUCAGGAGGACCACAGUCAUACAACGCAACUUCGCAGUAUGCUCCGAAUUCAUACGGGGAAAGUGGUCAGCCGGCAAAUAGUACGACAAAUUCUGAGAGUAAUGGCGGAGCUAAAAGACUUCAAGGACACCCACUUAAGAGUUUUAGUGUUCCCGCACCACCUCCGCAAUCCGCACCUUCAACACCAGCACAACAGAAACACGGAGUUUCCCAAGUUACGGUCAGACCUACGAUAUCUGGAAGCCCUUACAAAAAAGCAAGUGGUUCCAGUCAAUUGAUAAAGAAUAGAUUAGCUUCCGUAGCAAAUGCAAAUCAUACUCCAGAAGAAAUUGAACGAUUAAAGCCCUCUUACAGUACCGAAGAACUGAAUCAAGAGAUGGCGAAUCUAGAAGGACUCAUGAAAGACUUGAACGCCAUAACUGCAUCCGAGUUUGAAUGCUAAGAGUGAAUUCCUAUAAAGCACGUGCCAUCCCCAUAACCGGAUAGACUGCAUACAUGCAAACCGUUUAUUUUAUUGCAAAUAACGGUUAACAGUUGAAAGAACUAGAGUGAUCAACAAAUGAACAAACGGCUUGCAAAAGAUCGAGUUCUGCUUUUAUUUUGAGCAUCUUGCACGAAAAAACUUUCGCUCAAGUCGUUUUCUAUCAACUCUUCGCUGGCAUGGCAAAGAAGCAUUGAAUUUUACAUUAAACAAAGAAUUGGCUUGCCCGCAAAAGAAACCUAGAUAGCCAAAAGCUAAUUUAUGUAUAUGCACACAGAGAAUUCAAGCGUGAUGUUUUCUUUGUAAUUAUGUGCUUGAUUAGUUAUAUAGAACCUUUUUUAUAACACAAACGUGAUGUUAUUGCAGCUAAGCGCAAGUGCGCAUUGACAUGACCAGUUUUUAAGGAUAUUAACAAAUCUUCUCGAUCCCUUUUCAAGAUUAUUUCUUCAUUAAAAGAAGAUGGAAAUAAAUAAUCAUCAUUUAAAAACGCUGAAUCGGACCUACAAAUAAAAUAAAUGUGUAAAUGUAUAAAGAUUUUGCGUUAGAAAAACGGAUACUUGAUCAUCUUGUAAACUAAAAGACUAUUUUGUACGUAAGCUGCAAACUGCUGUUUGAACAGUUUCAAAGUAUCGUUUUCAUCGAGAAACGUGCAAAAAAUAUCUUCAUGAUAUUUUUUUUUUUGUAAGCUCGUUUAUUUUUUUACAAAAAAAUAUGUGCAGAGCGAUAGCAAGUAAUUGCGAAAUAAAAGACUCGGAUGUAUUCUGUUUGGAAUUCGAAUCCAGAAGUAGAAAUGAGAUUAGAAGAAAAGAACGUUUAACGGCCUUAAAAAGUUAUGAUACGUACUGUUAAGCUGCUUCGCUUUUUAAAGAUAUAUUUGAAGCAACUCGGCCGAAAAAUUCCGUUAUAAAUAAUGUACUUCUUUUCACAUUAAAGUUAGUCGUAUAGUAUUAUGAUCUCAUUUGGUGAAAAAAAUAAUUGUUUCUUAGAGAAAUAGUAUCGUCCGUUCCAAUCGACGAUUAUCAAGAAUGAAUGUAAAAAAAGAUAGGCCGCUUGAUCGUAUGGAACUACGUAUGUAGAUUUGAUUUGAGGAAGUUUGGUUUCACUGUAAAAUAAUUGUGUAUCAUAAUAGAAAAAAAGAAACCAAACUUUAGUGAGUUAAGUAUUAUUAACAAAUAACCGCGCACAAUUUUUUUCUUUGAUUCGUAUAAGUGUAAGAUGUAGUUUUAUGCAUGAGAAAGAUCUGUAUUAGUUACUAUCAAGAAUUUUCUUUAUUCUAUAUAAUGUCGCGUUUUUACAGAAACUUUUAUGUAUCGACAUGAUGAUAAGGAAAGUUUGUAUAAUUAUAUGAAAUUUAUUUGUAUAUAUAUCUAAACAAAAUAAGUGUAGUUUUAUACAUGAUUGUUUGAGAGCUGUCAAUUAUUAAAAAUAACACGAAAAAAUGUUUUAGUUGAAAUCUAAAAUGAAUGAAAGUUUAUAUUGCAUUUUGUCAUAUUGUAUAAAUUUUACAAAAUCAUCUGGUUAUAUUAUUUGUAUGCUAGAUCAAAGUUAUACAUCUUGAUAUCUGAUUUUAUAAAAGAAAUAGUUUAUUAUAUAUGCAAAUAGAAUGUAUAAUUAUGUAAAAUUCUUUUUUACGUAAGUAUUUUUUACGACAGACUUGAAUGAAACUGUAUUUAUAUCAAAAAGCCAAUUGACUGCCAUCUUGCAAAUGCAUAUCCACCGAGGAACAACGCAAUAUGCAUGAAUCACUUUUUCAUCAUUUAAUCGGAUAAUAAACUUUGUAAUAUCAUUAUAGGAUAAUAACGUAAUUUAUACAUUUUUACCCUUUUAACUCUUUAUAUUUUAUUGAAAAAUUUUAUACCUGAGAGAACAACUUGUACAUAUUUACAGUAACGAGGGUCUGAAAACCGUGACGAAUACAAAAGAAUAUUAAAAUAUUCCCGAUUAGCGUAAAGCACAUAUGGACAUGUCGCGUAUACACAAACGAGCAUUAUGCAAUAUUGUAUACUCGUGCCUAAACAAGACUGUUCGUUUUUUACAAACAUCGAGUGCCACCGCUUGCAUUCUCUUAUAUAAUAACCAUUACGAAAAAUAGAAAUCAAAGUUUUUCUGAGCUGACACGGUUCGCAGGUAUUUGAAAAGAGGAUUGACGAUGGAAUUGUUAUUUGUAACAAGUGCUUCCUAUUUCUAUAGAAGACUUACAAUUUGCUAAAACUUUCAGGAAUGAGCGUUCUUUUUAUAAAAAAUACAGUAGAACUUUCUCUUUAUUAAAUUUAAAAAUCAGUCUGAAAUAUCCACUUCUGAGUGCCUAAUAUACUUAUGAAAGUAUUCAUAAAAGCCAUUUUGCGCUCGCACAAAAAUUAAAUGAAAAGACUGAGAGCAAAAUUAAUCAUUCUCUACGAACUGUGGCAGUGAAAGAAAGCAGCUUGUAAAUGAAAAAUGUUUAAUGCAUUUAAUAAAAAGGAAAAACAAUGAAGUAUAAUAUAACUGUUGAAAUGAGAAGUAAAGAGCCACGCGCGUUUCAUACGACGGGCCUACAAAACGUACAGGCCUAUAUUUUACCACAAAAGUAUAAUUUAGUCUAGCUACAUAUUUAUCUAUAUACAAUUAACAUUAUUUAUUGGUUCAAUAAGUAUGCUGAGAGCAGCUAAGCAUUGCGAAUGUUCGUAAAAAUGUAAAGAGGCCGUCUGCUUGAUAGUAACACACUGCUAUGCACAAAAAAAAGAAAGAAUAUUUAACAUAAAGAAAGCUCAUUCGCAUCAACGAACAAAAUAUGUCCCCGUUAUUCCCUUCCACGACUCGACGUUUAAUAAACAAAGACUUGAGGCAAAUCGUGGUUUAUAUACUAAUGUAAAUAAAAUGAGAACGCACCAUUUUAUAAGUAAUCGAUUAUUUAUAUACAUAUAUAUAGUCACUUUUAAUAUAAUUAUUAUAUUUGUAAAAUAUACAAUACGGCCCGAGAACAUUCAUUAAAAAAAUCGUGUGUGAUAAUAUUUGUAAAACUUGAUAUCUAAUAAACCAUCUUAUGUUCUGUA